AUGUACGGCUUGCUGUUGGAGAAUAUGGCGGAAUACAUCCGUCAGAAUUACGGAGAAGAAAGAUGGGAGGAUAUUAGGCGUCAAGCUGGUGUGGAACAACCAUCAUUCUCGGUACACCAAGUGUAUCCUGAGAAUUUAAUCACGAGAUUGGCUAAAAAAGCCCAGGAGGUGUUAGGCAUAUCAGAAAGAGAAUUUAUGGAUCAAAUGGGAGUAUACUUUGUAGGUUUUGUCUCACAGUACGGCUACGACAGAGUUUUAUCAGUUUUAGGUCGACAUAUGCGGGAUUUUCUGAACGGUUUGGAUAAUUUACACGAAUACUUAAAAUUCAGUUAUCCAAGAAUGAGAGCCCCGAGUUUUAUUUGUGAAAAUGAAACGAGACAGGGAUUGACAUUACACUACCGAUCGAAACGGAGGGGCUUCGUUUAUUACGCGAUGGGACAAAUUAGAGAGGUAGCCCGUCACUUCUACCACAAGGAGAUGCGUAUAGAGUUAUUACGAGAGGAACUACUUUUUGAUACUGUUCAUGUAACUUUCCAACUGACUUUCGACAAUCGUGCAUUCACCCUGGCCUCGCUAGCAAUGACAAGGGAAGAAAAACAUCUGCCUAUUAGCGCCUCGGUCCUGUUUGAGAUAUUCCCGUUUUGUAUUGUCUUUGGUUCAGACAUGGUAGUUCGCAGUAUCGGCAACUCCCUCAUGGUGAUUCUGCCGGACCUGGUGGGAAAGAAGAUCACCAACUGGUUUGAUCUCGUGCGACCGCUCAUAGCGUUUAAAUUUCAAACAAUUUUAAACAGGACGAAUAAUAUCUUCGAGUUGGUGACAGUGGAAGCAGUUAUGCAUGAGAAGGCUCCCGACAAACGGAACGAACUCAUCAGACUGUCUGACGAAUCUGACACAACCACUGAGAAGAAUUUACGACUCAAAGGCGCUAUCAAGAAGAAAAGAUUUGCAUACGAUGGAAGGCAGUUACCCGAUGUUAUAAAUUUACAUCUCAAAGGACAAAUGAUAUACAUGGACAAUUGGCGUAUGAUGAUGUAUCUUGGCACGCCAGUGAUGCCUGAUCUGGCAGCGCUUGUCUCAACAGGACUAUACAUAAAUGAUUUAUCGAUGCAUGACUUUAGCAGAGACCUAAUGCUCGCUGGUACACAGCAAUCAGUCGAACUCAAGCUAGCUUUGGACCAGGAACAACAAAAAAGUAAGAAGCUCGAAGAAUCUAUGCGGAAAUUGGAUGAAGAGAUGAAAAGAACAGAUGAACUGCUGUAUCAAAUGAUACCGAAACAAGUUGCAGAUAGAUUGAGGAACGGAGAGAACCCCAUUGACACUUGUGAGAUGUUUCACAGUGUGUCCAUAUUAUUCUCCGAUGUAGUGACCUUCACUGAGAUCUGUUCCCGCAUCACUCCGAUGGAAGUGGUCUCAAUGCUUAAUGCUAUGUACUCCAUAUUCGACACGCUAACUGAACGUAAUCGUGUCUAUAAGGUUGAAACAAUAGGUGACGCUUACAUGGUGGUGUCAGGAGCGCCAGAAAAGGAAGAUAAUCAUGCUGAGAAGGUCUGCGACAUGGCGCUUGAUAUGGUAGACGCGAUAACAGACCUUAAAGAUCCUAGCACUGGUUCCCAUUUAUCUAUACGAGUUGGAGUUCAUUCUGGUGCAGUGGUGGCUGGGAUCGUCGGUUUGAAGAUGCCUCGCUACUGUCUUUUCGGUGAUUCAGUGAAUACAGCAUCACGUAUGGAAUCAACCUCUGAAGCAAUGAGAAUUCACAUCUCACAGACAACGCAGGAACUAUUAUCGCCAUCCUACAAAGUCACUGAGCGUGGCGAAAUACAAGUUAAAGGGAAAGGUGCUAUGAAAACUUAUUGGUUGGAAGGACGAGAAUCCAGGCCAUCGCUGACCAAACUAAUUUCAUCCCAAAUUCAACCAGUAUCAGAAUUAGAAUGGGAAAGAGCAGCUGACGUACGAGAUAGUAUCGCCGAAUAUUCAGCACAGCAAAUGAAUAAUAAGGAAACAAAUAUCCAUCUUCCUAACGCAAUUAAUUCAGGACCUAAUUCUCUAAGCAAUAACGCUGGUAAUACAACAUUCCAACCAUCUACUCCAACUGUGAAGAGUCCCACAGCGCCUACUAUGAUGUCACCUGCUGAAGAGAGACGGAUGUAUUCUCCUGUCACUUUCCAGGACGUCGCUAGAAGAAGUAUUGCCAAUUCACCGAAUAGAACAGAAAAGGAUAAAGAAUCAAGAUCGACUACAGCGAGUGUGGGAGGUCAAUGGACUGAUGCAGAAUCCUUGGACCCUCAGCGUACUCUAGAUAGCCUAAACUCAUCUUUCUGUUACAGUUCAACGUCCCCUUGUAGGGUUGGUACUGCACCGGCUACAAAAUGUGAUGACUUCUUUACAGAACCGAUGACACGCGAAUCUCCGGCACACUCCGCACCAAUUCUACCAGCAUUACCUGCGCCAGCUCUCAUGAGGAACAGCCUCGAUGAUAUUGAAACAGAUACAGAAUAUCAAGACGCGCACACAGAUCACAUCUGCGUCACAUCAGAAAACGCUGAACCACCAAAACAAGGCAAAGUCAGCAGAUUCCGAGCCCGUAUAGUACCAGGGCAGCAUAAAGUGUGUGCGUUAAAAAACUCAACCAAAGAUUCUAUCAAAGAAAAACUUCAACAAUCAACGAACGUACAACCGCACGGACAUCAUCACACAAAGAAUGUUAAUCAUCACCAAUGCUGCGGUGCGUUCGGAAACCCGCAUGUACGUCACAAAACUAGUUCUAGCUGUCAUUUGUUAUAA
Messenger RNA from Danaus chrysippus (African queen), 2781 nucleotides. The record is from the annotation of a GenBank genome assembly. Lineage: Eukaryota; Metazoa; Arthropoda; Insecta; Lepidoptera; Nymphalidae.